CAACCUCCACUUGUGUUUUCAGAAAAAAUAUAUUUAAUAAAUUUUUGUUUAAAUAAUUAAAUUACAUUUUAUUUUAUUUUUAAAACAGAACAAUCAAAAUAAGAUAUUUAGCAAUUGAGUACCAAAUGGAGAUUUCAGAUGUUUUUUUUGUGAGAACCUUUUCUCUGUUUCUCUUUCCUUUCCUUAAUUUUUUUUUGCUUAUAAUAUUUAGAAAUUUUGUGAGAACUCUUUGUUGAAAUUGCUCUUAGAAAUGAUCUAGAUUGAGUCUGAGUCUAAAAUUAAAGAAGGUCUAAAAGCUUUGACACUCAAUGGAGCAGAGGUGCGCACAAGGUUCAAUACACAGCAAAUAAAAGAAGGUCUAUAUGCUGAUUUUGUUUCUUCUUGAUCGGUGUUGAGUCUCAUUUAAGGUAGUUAAAACUUUGUUUAUGAUUGUUUUGGUUCUGGGGUUGAUUAUCUUUCAGCCGCCGGCUUGUGUCACUGGGAUUAGUAUGCAUCUUCUAAUCGUCAGUUUGGUUUUUUCAUUUUCUGGGUUUUAGUUUUUGUGUUCAGGUAUGUAACCUCCCUUGCUAGGGUUAUUAAGUUAUGUUUCAAUAUUAAAACAUCAGAUGACCAAAAAAAAAAAGCUUUGACACUUUGACCACUUGUGGGUGUAUUGUGUCUGAAAUUUGGAAUUAGUGAUUUGUCUCUUCUAGAAUACUUGAUAAAAGCAUAUGCUAAUAUACGCUUCAAUUUCAAAUUUGGCAAUUGCUUUUAUAAUUUUAUUACAUAUAUUAGUACAAGUUUUUGUUAAAACACGCACGUUGUUAAUUUAGUAUACACCGCCCUUCUAGACGCCUACUACUCGCACGUGAUUAAUUUACAUACAAACUCACGUCUUCUUUAACAACUAUGCAUCAUGACUAGGAAAGCGAUCGUAAAAUAAAAUUUAAAGAGACAUUGUCGUCGUCAACUAUAAUGGCCACAUUGUGCUUGCAUAUAUGUAUGUAUAUAUAUAUAUAUAUAUAUAUAUACUUGUACAAUCCGUAACUUCUUGUGUCUCUUGUCAUAAUUCUCUGAUAGAAAAAAUAAAGAGAAAUAUAUGAACACAACCAAGUUUGAUGUGUCACCUUAUUUGCUCCUCGAAGCAUCUGCAGAUUCCGAUGGCGGAGGCACCGUUCAGAUCGUGGGUGCCCUGGACGGUGGCGAAUCCAUUGUUAACGAUUAUUACACGGAUGGCGAUGAUAAGUCUUGUAGUGCCAGUUUGUACGAGACGUCUUGUGUGACGGCGACGAGUCAGAGACAGAGUUUUGAUCUAGAGGAGGAUACGGUGAAGGAAGAAAGAAUAUUCACCACCGCAGAGGAAGAAGACGAGGACGGAGAAGGGGAAGUGAACAGCUACAGAAGAUGCGGGAAAAGCCAGUUUGUUAAACUGAGCGUUGAUUCUAGUGAGGUGGUGAGUGAGAUGGACAAAAGUCGAAUGUUCUGGGAAGCUUGUCUCGCUUCUUGAUCAGUCUAUCUAUCUUGUCUCGCCAAAAAUGAGAAAGCAACACGUCGUCUAGCUUAGGCUAAAUACAUGUCUAGCAUCUUUUUUUUUCCUUCUUUUGUGGUUUUUGCUUGUAAUUGUGCCUGUGAAUGCCCUUAUAUCCACCCAUCAAUUAUGUACAUAGAAGAGUCAAUUCAUUCUGAUGAUGUUCUCUUA
Messenger RNA from Brassica napus (rape), 1678 nucleotides. RefSeq lists its product as uncharacterized. The transcript has a single exon. The record is from RefSeq and is a predicted model, not a curated record. Bases 1079 to 1486 code for a protein of 135 amino acids. Lineage: Eukaryota; Viridiplantae; Streptophyta; Magnoliopsida; Brassicales; Brassicaceae.